Molecule: messenger RNA, 2139 nt
Organism: Peronospora farinosa
Lineage: Eukaryota; Oomycota; Peronosporomycetes; Peronosporales; Peronosporaceae
Source: the annotation of a GenBank genome assembly
AUGGUGCCUAGCUCUGUCCGCAGACACGCCAGAGCUCCUUCUAACGACUCUGUAGCCAACGUCCAAGACGCUUCAGAUCAACAUAAACGACGUCCGCGUUCUCGCCAGCGCAGGAAGAAGAACCCUACACCUGCAGCAAUUCCGCCACUAGAGACGGAGCAUAUCACACCAGCAACUGAAGAGAAAAAGACCGUAAUGACGACGUUUAAACUUAAAAAGAGGAAGAAACCGACUUCUAAGAAGAUAACUGCUGUUUCUUCUAUGAAAGAGACGGCAAUAGCUUCUACUGAAGAACAGGAGCCAGAGUUCUGUCUAUUGUGUGCAGAUUCUAUCAAGUUUAAUGUGGUAGGAGUAUGCAAUCAUCACGGCAUUUGCAGCAAGUGUUCUAUGCGGAUGCGGCUUAUUAUGGACGAUCGCAACUGUCCUAUGUGUAAACAGCCAAUGGAACGUGUGGUUGUCAGCAGCAGCACACGUUUAUACGAGAGCUUUGAGUUGUGGGGUGAUGCAGCGGGGCCGGAGUCGGUACUUGAUGAAAAGUCGGAAAUGAUCUUUGUUGACUGUCGAGCUCAUUACUAUGAGCUACGCAGUCUUCGUGAGUUUAAUUGCAGGAUAAAACGUUGUCGAGAAAUGAAGCACACUUUGGGUCAAUUGAAAGAGCAUAUGCGUCAUGAUCAUGGCGUUGAGUUCUGUGAGCUGUGCUUGACCCAUCAGUCAUUCUUCAUUCAGGAACAAGAAGUAUUUACUAAAGGUGCACUCAAGGGACACAAUAUUGGACGUAGUCGUGGUGGACCAGCAGGUCAGAAACACGCCAAUACCGGCAAAGAUUUCCACCCGAUGUGUCAAUUUUGUCGAAAACGAUUUUACGGAGACAAGGAGCUGUAUGAACACUUGGAACGCGACCACUUCAAGUGCCAUAUCUGCAAAGUGGAGAAUGAAUACUUUCGCAAUUACGCAAGUUUGGAAACGCAUUUUCGCCGGGAGCACCAUUUAUGUGAGGAUCCAAGAUGUCUCGAAAUGCGUUUCGUUGUGUUCUCGAAUGACGUAGAAUACCAUGCGCAUAUGAGUUCCAUUCACGGCGUACACAAUCGCCUACACUUCAAUUUUCAAGUCGCGCGCCGCGGUGGAAAUCCAGUGAGUGGACCAGUCAGCUCAGGUUACGCGGAUGGAGUGCCGGACCAUUGGAAUUACGGUGUUAGUGAUGAUCCACCAUCUCCAACGGUGCGACUGGAGGACGCAUUCCCAGCACUACCGACACCUGCUGGACCUGCCCCUCCUUUGCUGUUGAGGCCAGCUGUAGCUCGGCCUCUAAGUGCUCAUACUCAGGGUCCACCUGUAUCAGCUCGGUGUGCGCCAACACCGCCUCGGGGCCAAAUCUUUCGCAACCAACGACUGGCACAAGCACUUGGAGUUACUCGACCUGGACUUGCCAGCGGAGAUGCCGCUGCAUUUGAAGAAGAGAUAAAGACACCAAAGUACCCAGACGAAUUGAUUGCUUGGGGAAAGACGAACACGAGUUAUUUAACGGUAGUCGAGCGUCGUUUGGAGCGAAUUGUCCAGGAGCCGUCAUGUCACAGCGUCAGUCUGCGAGUGAUGUCAGGUGAAGAGCGAGCGUUGAUGCACCAAUUGGCCUCAUUCUACGGAGUUGUAUCGGAAUCAUUUGGCGAAGACCCGCGUCGCCGAGUGUCUUUCUUUAAGCAUAAGGAUGCACACGUACCAAGUGUGACGUUGUCUGCGUGCAUCAGUAGUCUCAACAAGCAAGCAAAGGCAGCUCAAGCGUUGAGCCGGUUAAAAUAUCUCCCGCUCCGAAGCGGCAUAUGCCCUCCUCAGGUGACACCAGUGCCAACUGGGCCUCCUGUUCCUGUCAAUCGUGGCUGGGAACGCAUUGAACCUCGCCGCGUCCCAGUCAUCGCAGAUGCGUGGAGUGACGAUGACGAUGACGGUGGAAGUGAAGAAGUGGGCAGUGCACGUAGCUCCACCUCUCAGGAGCAAAGCGAAAUUACAGGGGAUGAGCCAUUGGUAGGGCAAAUCACUAUCGUGAAUGUAGCUGAAAACGGUGGUGACCUGGAGAGUUCUGCUGACAUUGAGGCUCUCAAAGCGAAGGUUGCUGCGGUCAAGCUAGAUGAAGAGGAAUGGAAGUAG